GCGGCUGCAGAAGGAGCCAGCAUACUUAUGCGCCUGACACGGAUACUGUUCUGUCUUUACAGGAGGGAGAGAAACACAAGCUUGCUUUUCUCCGGUGUGACACCCCUCCCCCCUCCUCUGCCAUUUAUUCCACCUGGAUAUUUUUUGUGUUUUUCCCACGGAGAGGAUUACUUAAAAAAAUUAUCAAGUUCAUUUUGAUUCUUUUUUUCUCCCUUCCCUUCUUUGGACCUAUGAAAGAGAGAGAAUGUGCGGACUUUCGAGCGCCUCACUUGCACCACAGCGGACUAAAGGCUGAAUAACUGCAUUAUUCAUUUUUACGCACCGGUUUCUCUUGUCCUUACUCGUCUCUCUUGUUUCUCUCCGUUUUUCUUUCUUCCCCCCUUUUUUCUCGGAAAGGAGCUUCAAUAUUCUCCUUUGUUAUUACAGGGGAAGAGAAACAAACAAACAAACAAACAUAAGAACUGAUUCCCUCCCACUUGGAUGAGACUGAAAUAAUCUCCAUUCGCCUGCGAACAAAGUGAAGAGAACCACCAACAGUUUUUUGGGGGGUGGAGGGAUUAGCGCUGCACGGAUGGAGAAUAACCUCGUGACAAAACCAACCUGAUGGGGGCAUUUUGGCCGCUUCUGCCCUCUGGAGCUUUAUUCCCGUGCGCAACUUCGCUGGAAACGAACCAGUAUUUAUUCAUUGGCCCUUCGGAAGGUUGCUGAGCCGAGCUGUAGCCAGACGCACAGUGCUGGCCAUCAUCAUCACCAUCAUCAUCCCCUCUCCCUCCCCAUUUUCUACUCAUUGCUACUCCUCUUUCCUUCGAUCAGUUCCCCGCCUUAAAUAAAAAAGAGAGGAAAAACUCUGAGAAUGAUGGACUUAUUCCACCGUACUGGUGUCCGCCUUGCGCCCCUUUUCACGCCUUGGAGUCGCCGGACGCGCCGUGAAGAUCUCUGAAAGCUAUUUGCCUCCUCCCCCCACCCCCCAACCCCCUCUCUCUAUUUCCCCCUCUUUCUGCCUUCUUCUACCUUUCCCCCGCUCCCUCUCUAUCUCCCCUGCACCCAAAUGAACGUUUUCCCAUGGAGGUAGUACGGCUACCUUGGGGACCGAACGAGCAGCGGGGCGAUUUUUCCAAGCAAGAAGAGCCCGUCAGUAAGAGGCGCAUCGGGUGAAAUCGGACCUCCCUCCUUCUUCGCCUCUCCUCCGCUCCCUCCUCUGUUUCUCCAUCUCCGCCUCGCACCUCCACCUCUCCAGUUUGCUCGGCUCCCUACAUGGGGCUAUAGAGGACUGGGGGGAGACCUUGUUGCGCCCCUAUAACUGUCGGCUUCCGCUGGGAGGACUGUUUGCACGGCUCCAUCCAUGUCUCACCAAUGCUGCCCCGUGUCUCCAGAGGGAGCCGCAUUCAUCACCACCACAGCUUUGGGUUACUAAAUGGUUUUCUGGGGGAGGAUUUCUAACCGGCGAAAUGCUGCUCGUACUCCUGCUGGCAGCCUUUUCUUCUUCUAUCUCCGGCUCUCUCGCCUCCUCCCUUUCCUCCCCCUCAAUGUCGAACGGACCCCCGAUGGCAGACCCGUCCGCCCCGGACUUGCUGGCCGAGACCUGCGUCGCCUGCUCCUGCAUGUCGGUGGAAAACGUGCUGUAUGUCAACUGCGAGGAGAUCACCGUCUAUCGACCCACACAGCUCAUCCCUCCGACCUCGUCCCUCUACCACCUUAACUUCCAGAACAACUUUCUGAUCAUACUCUACCCAAACUCGUUCCUCAACUUCACCCACGCCGUCUCGCUGCACCUCGGGAACAAUAAACUGCAGAACAUCGAAGGUGGGGCCUUCAUGGGGAUGAGUGCGUUGAAACAGCUGCAUCUGAACAGCAAUGAGUUAAAGGUGCUGCGUGCGGACACUUUCCUAGGCAUAGAAAACUUGGAAUACCUUCAGGCUGACUACAACUUAAUACAAUACAUUGAGAAGGGAGCCUUUAACAAACUGCACAAGCUCAAAGUGCUGAUCCUGAAUGACAACCUCAUACAGGCACUCCCCGACAACAUAUUUCGCUUUGCCUCGCUCACACAUCUGGAUAUAAGAGGGAACAGGAUCCAGAAACUUCCCUAUUUGGGAGUUCUGGAGCACAUUGGACGCAUUGUAGAGCUGCAGCUGGAUGACAACCCCUGGAACUGUACCUGUGACUUAGCGCCUCUCAAAGCGUGGCUUGAAAACAUGCCCUAUAAUAUUUUUAUUGGCGAGGCCAUAUGUGAAACGCCAAGUGACUUGUACGGGAGGCUCCUGAAAGAAACCAACAAACAGGAGCUUUGUCCCAUGGGAACUGGAAGUGAAUUUGAUGUUAGGAUGCCACCUGCACAGCCCUCCAAAACGCCCCCAACUACUGUGGCUCCCAUAGCCACGAAAGCGCCAAAAACCACAGACUCAUCAAAGUUUUAUGGCAAUGGUAUUGUGGCUGGAAGGAAUAACCAGAUUGUUUCCUUUCAGCUGUGUCCACAGCCCUGCAGCUGCAAAGCCCACCCUUCUGACUUUGGCAUUAGCGUCAGCUGUCAGGAGAGGAAUAUUAAAAAUCUAGCUGAUCUUGUUCCCAAACCCCCAAAUGCCAAGAAGCUUCACCUGAGUGGGAAUUACAUCCGUGACAUCAAUCCGAGUGAUUUCCAAGGUUUUGAGGGCUUAGAUCUGCUGCAUCUUGGCAGCAAUCAGAUUGUCACAGUCCAGAAAGGUGUGUUUGCUAACCUCACUAACCUGAGGAGACUGUACUUAAACGGAAACCUGCUUGAACAGUUACACCCAGAGAUGUUUUUGGGCCUCACAAACCUACAGUACUUAUAUUUGGAAUACAAUGCCAUAAAGGAAAUCUUAGCAGGUACGUUUGAUUCCAUGCCGAACCUUCAACUCCUGUAUCUCAACAACAACGUUCUGCGGAGUCUCCCUGCUUAUGUGUUUGCGGGGAUCCCUUUAGCCAGACUCAAUCUGAAAAACAACCACUUCAUGACCCUGCCAGUGAGCGGUGUCUUGGACCAGCUGCGGUCACUGACCCAAAUAGACCUGGAAGGGAACCCGUGGGAGUGCUCAUGCGAUCUGGUCGCCCUCAAACUCUGGCUGCAGAAGCUAAGUGAUGGAGUGGCUGCCAAAGAGGUGAAAUGUGCCUCCCCUGUGCAGUUCGCCAACAUUGAGCUGCGCCUCUUAAAAAACGAGAUCCUGUGUCCUCGGAUGGCGAGGCCGCCAUUUAUUCAGACUGGCGCCACCCCUGUUUUGACAUCAGUGUCGCCUGCUGGAGUUGGCAAAGCACCACCGGGAGGGCCUGUGCCUCUCUCAAUUAUGAUCCUUAGCAUCCUCGUAGUGCUGAUCCUGACUGUGUUUGUGGCCUUCUGCCUUUUAGUCUUUGUCCUGAGGCGGAAUAAAAAACCGGUGGGCAGGCAGGAGGGGCUGGGGAACCAGGAGUGCGGCUCAAUGUCUUUGCAGCUUCGCCGCCACAGCCACAAAUCUGGCAAAAAAGGUUCUAUCCCCGGCGACGACUUGGGAGGCGAGACCUUCAUCCCUCAGACUAUCGAGCACAUCGGCAAGAGCCACACCUGCGGGAUCGGUCGCUCCUCAGACUUGGAUGCCGGCUUCAAAUUUGCAGACUCGCAGAGGCAGAAGAUCAUCCUGCGGAACAGCGCAGACAAGGAGAAAGACAUGCUUUCCACUCUGGAGCGCAACAAACGCCUCAGCACCAUUGACGAACUCGAGGAGUUUCUCCCCAACCGAGAGCCCAGCAUGUUCAUCCACAACUUCCUGGACAGCAAAAGAGAUUUCAACAGUAUAGGGAUGGGCGGAUAUGAAAUCCGCUACCCAGAGAAAACGCUGGAUAAAAAGAUGAAGAAGUCGUCGCUGAUAGGCGGGAACCACAGUAAGAUCGUUGUGGAGCAGAGGAAAAGCACAAACUACAGCAACAUUUCUAUUGACUGCAGCACCGAGCGUCUCCUGGGAUGCCGCCUUAAACUGUGUGUAGUUAUAGCCGCAAUCAUCCUUCUUCCUUUCCCCAAGCCUGCCCAUCAGCCCUGUUUGCCUGGGUCUGUCCAUCCAUCGUCUCAUCUGCCUGUCUUUCUCUUUGCUGUACCUGAGCACAAUUAUGAUCCAUAGCCUUCUCAGAUACAUUGUGAUUGAUUGGGCUUUCCAGCUAACUAAUGAAUUGGCCCCUCAAGGACAUGUAGCGGGCCAGCUCUGGUAAUAAUGUGGACUCUGCUGAAGGCAGCUCACAGACUCCUGACACCACAGAUUUAACGCUUACAGUGUUUAUUUGGAUUUGGCUUUUGCAGAGGCUUUGUUGGGCUUUCAUUUUUAAAUAGCUUCUAAUAGCCUUUUGCAUUUUGUCUUAUAGUGACAUGCUGCUGUAAAAUUAUGCUGUGUGUGUGUGUGUGUGUGUGUGUGUGAUUAUAUGGCAAAUAACUUAUUAAACAGGUGUCAGUUCACUAUUUCUAUAAUCCUUAAAAUGCUGAGUUUCCCCUAUUAAAUGUAUGCUCCAUGUGAAAGAUGUAGGUGGUAGCUCACAGUGAUGAACCUGCACCAUGUUUUCACCUGACUUCAGUUCCCAUCAGCUCUGCAGAGCCUUUUAAGCAUCUUUGCUUUCUCAUUGAGGUCAAUCUUGUUGCCAGCCAAAAAUGAAGACAAUAAAACAGCCGUAAACGACCCACACGGCACCAAAGAACCAAAAACCAUAAGCUGACUUAGUAAUGAUGACAAUGUGGUCACCUCAACAGUUGUUGGCCUUGUGUUUGUGUGUUGGGUAGAGUAGUGGUGCAGUGGUUAGCUGUGUCACCUUACAGCUCCAGGGUUCUGGGUUUCAGCUCAGGCCUGUCUGUGUGACUGAGUGUUCUCCUUUUGCUGCAUAGUCCAAAGACACGUCUGUCGAAAGUCUGGUUGAAUAUUUUAUUUUUGUUUUCAGCUCAUAGCGGUUUAAUAAUGAUUUAGCUAUUAGGUACCUCCUUUUGUAUUCACUGACUGAUUGUAGAUGAUAGGUUUUUACCUAUUGUUAACUUAUGCUGUUUAAAAUACCAUCCAGUCACCAGGCAUAUCUGUCUUUCUCACACAAUUGUCACACUUACCUUCCAGAUCAAGCAAAUUUUAAUAUGAGACAAAAAUAACCAAAGUAAAUACUAAAUGCAGCUUUUAAAAGAUGAUUUUAUUUAUUGAGAGAGAAAAGCUCCCCAACUCUAAUAAGCCCUGUGUGAAAAGGUAAUUGGUAAUUUUUCACAAAGCUAAGUUUGAGUAGCUGCACAUGGAGCUGGUUACUGCCGGAUCUGUUGAAUUAAAAACAAAAGAAACAAAAAGCAACACAUCACACCGUGAUCUAAAGUAACUAACAAGAAGAAAACUCAUUGACACCAAUCAGUCCUGAAAGUGUUUCAAAGUCAUUUCUAAGGGACUCAGGAAAAGAGUCAACAGUGUCAGUCCUGCUCAAACCAAAAUCAGGUUUCAGUGAUCUAUUCCAGUUCCAAACUGAAAUCCAAUUCAAAUGCUUUGGCAUGACCUUAAUCAGACAGUUCAUGCCUUAAAAUCCUCCAGCGUUGUGAAAGUCUCUUUGCCAGCUACCAGUUAUUAGGGUUAGGGGGCUUUUUAAAAAUGUGCAUAGAGCCAGGAAGGCUUGGAUCACUUUUUCCCUUAAUAAAUGAAAUCAUCAUUUAAAAAACACAUUUUGUAUUCCGGUUAUCUUUUUCGAAUGUUAUUUUUAUGUAAUCAUUAAUUUUUUUGGCAAUCUGAAACAAUCAACAAAAUAAGAAAUCAGGAAGAGGCCAAACUUUUACAACGCUUUAACAACAAUAUAUUUCUACACAGAUGUCAUGUAAAAGCUACAGUGUUGCCAACCUUUUGGUGUCCAUCCAUUACCGUGCUGAACAUGUUACACACAAUCACCUCUAUAACUGCACACACACACACACACACACACACACACACACACACAACAAUCAUAGUUUUUAAGCAUUUAUCAUUUGGUUUGAUGUGUUUAAAUCACUUGUUGAGUGCAAACUGAAGCAACACCUGCUGUGAUGGUUGUUCAUGCAACAACGAGUGAGUGGGAAUAAAAAUACUGACUAAAUGCAUUUCAGCCAUUUUAACUGUGCUUUUACUGUAAUGACUGCAGACAUCCAAACACGUUCAGACAGCUGUGUAGAAACACUGAUUCAUCACACGCAAAAAAAAAGGAAUUUAUUAAGAUUUUCUUUACUUUUUAAAAAUUUUUUUAACUUGAGGGUUAUACAUGAUUUGUGUUUAUUACGAUUAUAUGGUGAGAAAAAUGAUAAGGCAUGAUAAUAUUGACUAAAGAAAGAAAAACUAUUUCAAAUGGGGCUCGGGACAAGCCCUUAAGAUGAGAGAAGACUGAAUUAUACAGUACGUGAUGUCGUCGUAUCAUUUUAAACUGAUCUGUGGGCCAGUUGUCCGCUUGUGAGCUUUUCCCAGGUCCACUCAGCUGGACCACGUCUAAAGUCCCUGGAUGUCAGGGACCUUUGGAGGAGCUCGUGCAAACACUGAUUUACAAACUUAGUUUUUAAACUUUGCAGUUAUUUAAACUUUGCAGUUAUUUCUGUGGGAGGAAAAACUCACAUCAGACAGAAUCUAUGUUAAAUAAAGUCAGUGAUAUGUGAUCAUUUGAUCUGAUCAGAGAAAACAAAUUAUUUUUGAACCUACAAAGAAAUUGUUUUAGAUUUUUUGUUCCAUUUGUUAAUUAUUCAGGGCUGGUUCUGCUGUGCGCCUGUCGCUUGUAUUGAGAGUCUCUUUCUUUUUGCUUCAUGUCAGGUGGAGUUUCCCUGGUCAGAUUUGGAUUGGGUUGAACAUUUUACAACAAUGCCAUCUGCUUUUUUUUUAAUUAAAACCCACCUGAAAAUAUAAAAACUACAUCAUUCGCUCCUUAUUUCGUCUUUUUUUUGUUUGUUUGUUUUUUUACAGUAUAAUUGCAAAAAUAAUUGUAUUUGAAAAUAAGAAAAAUAAUCCACCUAGAGGUUACAAAAAGCAAAAAGUUGGGAUCUUAUGGCCAAUCACAAAGUAGAUGCAGCCCAAAAGCAUUCAAAUGGGGCCAAAAUGUACCAAACAAAGAUCGUCUCCUGCUCAGUAAAAGCCUGUGGGAUACCCACCAGGGACCUGAUCACUGAGUUCACAUCAACGCGGCUCAGAGCAAUCUCCCCAUAAACAUAUAAACUCGACUUCUUUUAAGCCAGAGGAAUAAUUCCAUACAAACUCUAAGUAAUUAACAAUAUACUUAAAUUCAUAUUCAUACAUAUACAGAUUAAUAAAAUGAGCUGGUUAUUUGUGAGAAUAUAAAAGUUUUAAUAAAUGUUUAUUUCAUAUUGUAAUGAAGGGUUAAGUUACUAGUUGAGUAUAUUGUGUUAUUGUAUCUGUAAAGUCACCAUCUAUACCUUAAAAAGCAUUUACUGAUGAAACUGAAAGGUCAGCAGGACCUUAAGACUCAAACACGUCUCCUUUGUCUUCACAGCAAUAAAAGGAAGCAGACAACACAGAGACAAACAGAAGAUACAAAUAUUUAUUAGAAGAUGCAAAUAUAACCCACGUGAAGUUUGUGCAGUAGUGAAAAGUAGAGUCUGAGUUCUUAGGACAGAAAGAGACUGAACAGCUGAAGACAAAAUGUUCUUUAACUUCGAGAUAUUGAAGCUUUUUCCUUUAAAAUAAAACAUGAACACAUGAAAACAUUUCAUUAGGCUUCAUAUUCAAAUGUGCAGACCAUAAACAACAUGUUCUUCAUACUGAAUUAAUAACACAAGUAAAUGUAGAUGUUAGAGGUUCUUUGGUUCCUCAGGUUCAGCUUUGCUCUGGUUUGUAGGUUCACGUCAGGUUAAACUGACUUAUGCUGCUAACUGACAACACACGAGGUUUAGAGUCAGCUUUAACCUGAGGAACAGAGUCUUCAACAUCCCACAGACAUUUUGCUGCAUUAUCAGCUUACCUUUUGUUUUAUAACAACCUUAUUCACAUUUUAUUUUAAAUGAAGAUGGUUCAGUGUAAACAUAUGGCUGCAUUCUGAGUAUGCACAGGACCGCGAGACCAAGUACAGCUCCGAUGUCACGAUUAAAUCUGUGGAUGAAAUGACUGUGAUGGACAUGAUUGUGGAUGGUGAGGCUCAGCCAUCUGACACAAUGGUGCCAGGAUCACAACUGUGCCCUCAGUGUCAACAUACCAUGGAGCCGAUCGUGGAUUUCAGGCGGCCCAGGGAGCACGGCCCCACUGACAUCAACAGAGCCCUAGUUGAGCUGGUCUGCAAGUUUAAGUUUCUUGGUGUGACCAUCACAGAGGACCUCAGAUGGUCCACACACACCAACAGCGAGGUUAGGAAGGCCCAGGUCUUUGGAUGCUCCACUGACAGCAUCCUGCUGUAUCAUCUGGUACAGAAGCUGCACCAUAGAUUAACCCAGAGAGGGAAGCUGAGUGCAUCAGGGGAGGUGAGUUUCCCAUCCUUCCAGGAGAAACAUGAGCUUGGAUGCAGUGCCGAGUCCAACACAUCAUUAAAGACGCUCACCACCCAAACCACGACCUGUUCCAGGCCCGUGAGAACUCCCAGCCUGGGAAACACUAUAAAUGUGUCCCCAGUCACACAAGCAGGAUCCAAGACAGUUAUUUUCCACCCGCUCUCAGGUUGCUAAACAAAUUAUGACCUGUUUAAUUAUUUAUUAUUACAAUUUUUUUUUUUUUUUUACCCACUUUUUGCUUUUGUAAAUCUGUAAAUCUGAAUCUAAAUCUAUAUCCUAAUUAAAGUGCCCUGUGGCUCCAACAUCAAUGAUUCUUUCUGUCUUUAAAAGGAGAGCCACUCUUCCUCCUUCAAACUAAGACUCUGGUCCUACACACAUUUAACCUUCAGCUGGGUUGUGUUACAUAGCUGUCACUUGUUUCACUCCUGUCCUUUGUAAAUGCCACGUAAGGAAUAGAUGCAAAAUACUGAAGUAACAACUAGCAGCUGCUUAAACUGACCAUUAAUUACAACAUGAAAUAAGUGUCCCUACAGUAUAUCAGCUGCAUAUGCAUAAAUGAGCACCCACUUUCUUAAUGGUUUAGUUGGAAUUUUCUAAAAAAUGCCAUAAACCAGUAACAGUUCCUAAAUAUUUGCUGUAGUACUUUUUUAAUAUAAGCCGUCACUUAUAGAGUAAUGCUCUCAUUAAACAUGCGAGUCUAUUAAUCAAGACUUAAUUCAUUAUAUUAACAUUACUUCUCCUUAAUGUGUCAUUUCAAAACAUGAAUAGUUAAGUGUUUACUGAUACCUUACUAAUGCUUAACAGUGUGCAGUUCUCAUAAAGUGUUAGUGAGUAAGUGUAAGCCAGCAGGCAACUGGCAGUCCAUACAAAAUGGACAUUAGUUUGCUUUCUGUUUAAAGCCUUUUCAUUUGGGUUUUUCAAGGACGUGGAGUUUGUAUUAGAGGUCGAUGUUAAUGCUAACCCUAACCUAAAGGUUAAAGAGGAGGGUGUGAAAAUGAAUCGCUGUGUUGCUCAUCACUUCACCUUUUGAGUCUUAUAUAAGACAUCAGGCACAUAUGACUUUAUUUGUUAUGGCA
Oreochromis aureus is the source of this 9513-nucleotide messenger RNA. It is a transcript of the gene slitrk4, whose product is annotated as SLIT and NTRK-like family, member 4. Gene Ontology annotation, cellular component: glutamatergic synapse; membrane. NCBI's taxonomy places the organism in Eukaryota, Metazoa, Chordata, Actinopteri, Cichliformes, Cichlidae. Gene Ontology annotation, biological process: axonogenesis; regulation of presynapse assembly; positive regulation of synapse assembly. The record is from RefSeq and is a predicted model, not a curated record. Gene Ontology annotation, molecular function: protein binding. The transcript has 3 exons. Bases 1449 to 4103 code for a protein of 884 amino acids.